Alternaria triticimaculans is the source of this 678-nucleotide messenger RNA. RefSeq lists its product as uncharacterized. The record is from RefSeq and is a predicted model, not a curated record. The transcript has a single exon. Bases 1 to 678 code for a protein of 225 amino acids. Lineage: Eukaryota; Fungi; Ascomycota; Dothideomycetes; Pleosporales; Pleosporaceae.
AUGGAACCGCCAACAGCCGACGAAAAGUGCAAAAUCGCGAAGAGAUUCCUCAGUGAUAAGGCUGCUACGGAGUUGGAGAGGCAUGGGUUCUACUUCAAAUACUACGAUGCGUUGUUCGGCAAGAAGCCUGGAGAUGACACGACGCCAGCAUACUUGACUCAUGGAUACGUGGUUUUAUACUUCGGUACCCUCAUUCGCUAUACGUGGCAAAACAAAGGACAGUUCAGCGCAGAAUUUGCAGCAAAUGUCGACGUCAAAGCGCGGGAGAGCGCAAUACGCGCAUUACUACAGGCAUCACUGAUGAUCGAUUGCGCCUCCAAGCAAAACCUGGUUGAAGGUCGCAACGUGGGAGAUUUUGUUAACCAGACCUGGAAGGAAGAUCAGCCUUUUGCUCGGUUUGUUGAAUGCUGCUUUCCUUCACACGCCUUCCGGAGUCCCGAAGUCCGCAAAGCGAGUCAGACCGCACUGGAACAGCGAGGCAGGCUGAAAGCGUGGAAGUUGACCAAGCAUUUCAAAGUGAGGCUGCGACCGACCGAUAACCUGGCUGAACACCUUGUAUUCGAUUCAGAACGUCGUAUCCUUCACGUCUUCCGUCACGUCGGGUUCUUGAAGGCGCACCUCUACCGUUCGCGUGAUGAGGUCGUUGAUAUCAGCGUCGGGAAUAGCCUGGAGAAGUAG